This is a messenger RNA of Lactuca sativa (garden lettuce), 920 nucleotides long. RefSeq names its product WRKY family transcription factor (gene WRKY12). Gene Ontology annotation, molecular function: sequence-specific DNA binding; DNA-binding transcription factor activity. The record is from RefSeq and is a predicted model, not a curated record. NCBI's taxonomy places the organism in Eukaryota, Viridiplantae, Streptophyta, Magnoliopsida, Asterales, Asteraceae. Gene Ontology annotation, biological process: regulation of DNA-templated transcription.
CACUACAAAUACAAACCCCACUAAGAAGAAAACACAAGUUCAAGUUUGUAGUGGCAUAGUAGUAGAAAAAAGGAAAGUAGUACAAUUUUAGGGAAUUCAAGGGUUAUGGAAGGGUCUGAAAGAGGGCUAGCCAACUUUGAUCUUCAAGUCUCUUCCUUCCAAAACCCCAUCCAUGAUCAUAUUGGUUUUGCCCAUUUUCAAGAUCACCACCAUAAUCAUGAUCCUCAUCAGACCCAAGUUUUGAGGUUUCUGCCUCCAACUCUCUCUCUUCCUCAAUUAUCUCAACCACCACACCACACCACCACCACCACCUCCGCAGAAGCUGCUGAUUUCCACAGGGAAGCUCCCUCGGUUCAUAGAGAUUCUUGGCAUAAAGAACAGGUGGGAAGCUUGGAUCCAAAGUCUGUUAACGAAGAAAAAUGCGCAGAUGAUAACACCUCAUGGUGGAGGAGUUCAUCAAACCCUGAAAAGGGGAGAACGAAAAUGAGAAGAAAACUUAGAGAACCAAGAUUCUGCUUUCAAACAAGGAGUGAUGUUGAUGUUCUUGACGAUGGUUACAAAUGGAGGAAAUAUGGUCAGAAAGUUGUAAAAAAUAGCCUUCAUCCCAGAAGUUACUAUCGUUGUACACAUAGUAAUUGUCGUGUCAAGAAAAGGGUAGAGAGAUUAUCAGAAGAUUGUAGAAUGGUAAUCACAACAUACGAAGGUCGACACAACCACUCUCCUUGUGAUGACUCCAAUUCAUCCGAACAUGAAUGCUUUACUUCUUUUUAAAACCUAAGUAAGAAUUUUGUACCUACAACAUAUAUAGUUCAUGCUUAGGGCAUCUAUCCAUGAUCUAGCUACAGUCCAUGUUCAUGUACAAGUUACGUAUGCUACAAUCUUCAUAUUCAUGGUUACGUAAGAUUGAGUUUAUUUAUCUA